Messenger RNA from Aspergillus nidulans FGSC A4, 444 nucleotides. RefSeq lists its product as uncharacterized. The coding region runs from base 1 to 444 and encodes 147 amino acids. The transcript has 3 exons. The record is from RefSeq and is a predicted model, not a curated record. Lineage: Eukaryota; Fungi; Ascomycota; Eurotiomycetes; Eurotiales; Aspergillaceae. Gene Ontology annotation, molecular function: nucleic acid binding.
AUGCCAGCGCCUCAUCCAAACGAGCUUCGAGUUCAAGUCCUCUCUUACUGGGCCUUAGGGAUUCAGCCACCCGAUAUAGCCAAGAUGCUUCAGAUCAACGUCCGUACAAUACGGGAUAUGAUCCAGAAGGGCCAAGAUCGUGGCUACAAUCCUGCUCAGUGCAUGAGGGUUAAGCUUGAAUAUGUGGAAGAUGGCAAGCGCUCUGGCCGUCCGAAGGAUAUUUCUGAAGCUACAGAUAUGGCAGUUCUUGCAUCUGUCAAGCAGGAUAGGAAUAGACGUGAGAAAUCUUCUGAAAUCCUUGCCUUUGAAGCAGCUGCAAAGGCUACUCGUCUUAGGUUCUGCUUGGAUCACCAACACUGGACUCUGGAGGAUUGGAAGGCUGUUAUAUUUACCGAUGAGACUUCUGUUAUCCUUGGCCACCGUCAGGGCUCCUGUAAGAUUUAA